This is a messenger RNA of Bicyclus anynana (squinting bush brown), 4770 nucleotides long. RefSeq lists its product as uncharacterized. Bases 2423 to 3604 code for a protein of 393 amino acids. The transcript is spliced from 11 exons. Gene Ontology annotation, cellular component: membrane. The record is from RefSeq and is a predicted model, not a curated record. NCBI's taxonomy places the organism in Eukaryota, Metazoa, Arthropoda, Insecta, Lepidoptera, Nymphalidae. Gene Ontology annotation, biological process: sensory perception of taste.
AGUUGAGCAGAGCGGAUAGUCGUCUUCCAUUUGUUAAGCAUAGUGAAAUAGUGAUAGAGAUGUAAAAGUUAAGUCAGUGAAUAUAGUGAGUGAGUAAGUUAUCGUCCGGUCCGGUGGUUCGAAUUCCUUGAAUGUAAAUCUUUUCACCCAGGGAUCGUUUAUCAUAGCAUUCGGAUCAUUAUUCUAAUAGAACCUUGUCAUCAAUGGCAACAAGAGAUGAAAAGGACUGCAUUACUAUUAAGUCGUAUUUUGGAUCAGAAGUCAAGUUUCAAUCUCAAGAGUAAAGAGUGGUACACUUUCAUUGAAGAGGUAUCGACAUCACCAACUCAGGCGGUUUCGCCUCUGGGAAUAUUUGUAUUUGGGAGACCUCUACUAGGCUCGAUAGUCGGCGUAGUCGCGACAUUUUUUGUCACAUCAAUGCAGUUGCGCUUGAAACCGAAGUAACAAGUGGAGAUUUGUGGUAGACGUCCACAUAUCCGCAUCGUACGAAUCCGACGAAACUACCGUAGAAUUAAAAAUAAAUUUAAUGCGAUGCGUUAUCGGACGCGGACGAUGCGAAUUUUUGGACGCUUGUUUUAAAUGAGUGAAAAUAUCAUCAUGAAUAAAGUCAUGUCGAUAGAAAAGAUUAUUGUAUAAUUUGGAUUUGACAUAAUAGAUAAUUUGGAUUUUUCAAUUGUAUAUAUUAGAAGUAUGCAAAUAGUCAAGCAUUUUUGUAGAAGUAAGAGUUAACAGUGUACUUAUCUUUUAUCUAACGAUGACAUCUUUCGGAGAUACGGGGACAUAUUUGCAGCGCCUCAUACUAAAUGCAGUAUGGGGCGUUUUUGAGCGUUUUGGUGUGAUGUUACACCGACGAAAAAUGGACCGACUUAUGAAAUAAAAUAAAAUACAGAAAAAAAUAAGAAAAUAGGAAACCGGUUUAGCACCGCCUUCAGACUGAUCAGUAGGUAGAACAUAAUACGAUGUUAUUUUUCGAUUUUUAAUUUAGUUUUUUAUUUAUCCAAUUUAGAUCUAGACAAGAAAAAUCCCCAAAAGUAAGUUGUUCUGUGUAGUCGUGUUAAAACCCUCAAUGACAGUCACAACCAAUUUAGGUGAAAAGUCCUCAUCAAUACAAUUUAAUGAAGCCCAAUCCCAUAAUAGCUACUGUACACCAUUCAGGAGGUUCAUUCGGUCGGGUAGUCGGGGCUAUCUAUUUUUAAUUUAUUAUAUACUUUAUUAUCACUAAUUUAUCACAUUCAUUUUACCUAUUUUAUACCUCAAAGGAAUUAAAUCGGGACCUGACUCGCUAAACGUAAACCGUGAUUCCCAUUCCCGUAAGAAUGUGGGGAUAAUAUAUAGCCUUUAGCCUCCCUCGAUAAAUGGACUCUCUAACACUGAAAGAAUUUUUCAAAUCGGUCCAGUAAUUCCUGAGAUUAGCGCGUUCAAACAAACAAACAAACAAACAAACAAACAAACAAACAAACUCUUCAGCUUUAUAAUAUUAGUAAAAGUAGAAUCAAUGUUUCAUAGAUGUAUUGGUAUAUGAUGGCAUUUGUCUUGUAAGCUUUCUAAAAAUGGCGGUUUAUGCAAUAUAAUGGUGUAAAAAACGGUCAACAACUAGUUUCCUAAAAGGAGUUAAAAUUCAUUUGUAAGUAUAUAUUUCUAAUCUUAUUUCUAUCAAAUACUAAAAAUAGAAUUUAUCUUCUAAUCUAAAAAGAAUGUAUUAUUUAUUUUUACAUCGAUUAAGUAAUCGAAUAUUAAAUGUAAAGGGACUGAACGAUGUUUGCUACAGUUGUAUUAGGUUGUGUAAAAAUUGUAUGUAUUUUGCGAUUUAAAUUUAUAGUUGUGUAGUCUAAUUACACUAAAUAAAUUUAUUCUUGUGCAAUAUUUUCGAUGUGUGCGUUUAUCUCGUCCCCCUCAAAAUAUAACAGACGAUUUUGUUGGGUGCGAUUCUAGUCCAUAUGUAUGUAGUUAGAGUUUUAGUGAACUGCUACCUACCCACUAUCAAAUAAUUUUUACAGACUACUUCACGUCAAAAGUUACCACGAAUAAACAUAAUUUUCUACCCAGACUCGCGGGAAUCAGUAGUUAGCAAGGGACAUAAGAUUUGUUUAAUUACGCAUUGCGCAGUAAGGAAAACUAUUGAACGCGGCCUACAGGUAUCUUGAUCUUGACCACAUUAGUAUAUAGAUACAAUGCUAGACGUCAUUACUUAGUUGUAAUGUUAUUUCGCCGUAGAUCAAUACGUUGCUUUCACAGAGUUGCAUACACAAGCUAUCAGAUGUAAUAUCCGUGGUAUUACUUAGCCCUCUCUCCAUUAUGAUAAGGCUAAUGGAAUCCUGAAUACUUAGGUACGUACGAUUUAAUGUGUUUCAUUUAUUAUUUACAAUAUUGAUUUACAUUUGGUUUUAGAUUUUAUUGCUUGCUGGUGAACACAAUAUUAUCAAUGGAUACUCCGGAGUCAGAGUCAGGUGUGGUGUCGGGCGCGACCGCCAUAGUGUUGCGAGCGAGCAAGUUUGCCGGCAUCGCGCCGCUGCGGUUCACGCGCGGUUGCGGCGAUGGUUUCCAUGUUACCGUUUGUCCGACUACGGCGAUCAUCUCUUCUGUAGCUCUUACUACUUUACAUAUGACUAUGGGAAGUGUAAUUUUAUACGGUGUUACUGUCAACGCUGAAGCGAAACGGCUUUUUUACAAGUCUAUAGAGACGAUGAUGACUUUUAUUAUCAGUAUGGCUUUGAUUAUAAGCAAAACAAGUUUGGGAGUGUUUACUGGAAAACUUCGGAUGCGAAGACUAUUGUAUAUAGUCAAUCAGUUACAGAAGAUCAAGGACUACAACUGCUGUAAUGUAUACGAACCUAAACCUUGGAUAGUUUGGACCAGCCUGCUGUCUUUUACAAUUAGCUUCCUAGUUUUGCGCGAGUUGAACCUUUUAAUGAUAAUUGAAUUUAUUGGUGAUUUACCUUAUGGUAUAUACCUUUGGUCUUCUAAAGUUAUUGAGCACAGCAUAAUUGAUUUUCUGCUGUUGCAACAUAUGACUCUAAUCUAUAACUGCUAUACUACGACGAAAGCUCUCAACACACGUCUGAAUGAACAUUUUUUACAUUCGAAUCGUCCAUAUCGAAUACAAUUGAAAGAGGAACGAAUACUGCUUGAUGAUUACAUGAAAAUUUACCAUAUUUUGACGGAUGCUUCCGGGGAUGUUAUAAUGUUGCUAUUACUUAUUGACAUCACCGUUUCUCUGUUGACGACUAUGUAUCACCUAGCCUGGGUCAUAAUCAAUUUAAGUAAAUUUAAUUCAUUGGAUUUUACUCUACUACUACUGUCCCAGGUAUUAUUUCUGAUAUUUCACACCAUUCGGAUUAUUAUUCUAAUAGAACCUUGUCACCAAUGGCAACAAGAGAUAAAAAGGACUGCAAUAUUGUUGAGUCGUAUUUUGUGCCAGAAGUCUAAUUUUAGUCUCAAGAAUAAAGAAUGGUACAGUUUCAUUGAAGAUAUCUCAACAUCAUUAACUCCGACGGUUUCACCUUUAGGAGUAUUUGUAUUUGGAAGACCUCUAUUAGGCUCGGUAUUCGGAGGAGUAGCGACGUUCUUUGUAUCAUCAAUGCAGUUGCGUUCGAAACCAAAUUAAUAAUUGGAGAUUAAAGAUCGCCGUCCAAGUAUCCGCGUCAUAAGUAUUGGACACAUCGCAUUAAAUUAAUUUUUAUUUUACGGUAGAUUCGUGCUAUCCGUACGAUGCGGAUGGACGCACUUGUAUGAUUGUGCGCCUUUUAAUUACGAUUCCUUUGAUGCGAUGUGUCUGAUACUUACGAUGUGGAUAUGUGGAGGCCUACCAUAAACGAAUUUAAGUGAAGUUAUAUUUUGAUUAUACGUCGUUUAUCUGAGAAGAUUAUUGUACAAUAUGUAUUAUAUAUUUUUAUAUAUUUAUAUUGUGAUGAAAGGCGAGUAUCUAGAUAAUGUUAAUUAUACAAAAAUCUCGACGACAUAAAAUCACGAAAUAUAAUAAUUAAUUAUAGAAAAAAAUAUUAUCUGCCCACUUGAAUAUACUCGCGUCAUAUAAAAGAGGGCGGAUAAUUGUGCCUCUGAGAGGUAGCAGAGUGCCUUUAUUAAUACACAUACUUAUUAUAGGACUGUUGAAGUAUAAAUAAAAAAAAACAUACAUAUUUCAAAUUAGAUGUUUAAAUUAAAGUUUAUUUAUGUUAAAUAAUUAUUUAUAUUAAAGUUUAUGAAUAAACACGAGAGUUUUUAGGUAUAAUAAAUAAUAAAUAAAUACGUGAUGUCACAAUUCUUAAAGUAUUUUAUUUGACUGACCGAUUAUGUGUUUCAUUCCUAACUCUAUAGACACAGAACGGUCUGCUAAUCGUAAGGCCGACUAAUCAGGAGCAAGUUCGAACAGAUGACAUUUUAAGAUUGCAAUUUAACGGUUUCACUUUCAUAAUAUACCGAAAAAUUACACGUUAAAUUGUAAUCAGUAUGUUCAGUUCACAAUAUAUCGACAGAUUACAAUAUUAUAAAGAAUGUAUUUUACAAUUUAUCGGUAACAUAUACAAUGCUAGACGUCAUUACUUAGUUGUAAUGGUAUUUCGCCGUAGAUCGAUACGUUGCUUCCACAUAGUUGCAUCUAUACAAGCUAUCAGAUGUUAUAUCCAUGGUAUUACUUAGCCCUCUCUCCAUUAUGAUAAGGCUAAUGGAAUCCUGAAUGCUUAUAUACGUAUAAUUUAAUGUGUUUCAUUUAUUAUUUACAACAUUGAUUUACAUUUGGUUUUAGAUUUUAUUUAGACCUGCUGUUGAACACAA